AUGAAUUCUGACAAUCCCAAUGCCUUAUUUGAAUCGUUGUUUGGUGGCGACAAUAAACCCAAGAGCAUCGAUCCCUUGGUCUUUUUUGAACUUUUAUAUGGCAAAAGCCCUUCGAAAGUUGGUAAUACUACGGGUGGCAAUAUGGGACCUCAUAAAUCACCUGCAUCCUCUACGUCCAGUUUUGCUCAGCUGUCCCCUGACCUCAGUCCGGGUCAGUUGCCGCCGUUGCCAAAUGUGGACAAUCUUCUCUUUCAAGUGCCGAUCCAGCUUCUUGCUGCUGAAUCAGCAUACUUUCGAACCAGAAUGGAUCAGAAUGACGGACUAAAGGAAGAAAAUCCGAUCCAACUUGAUACGGAUGUGUCACCAGAAGAUUUUCGACAAUUAUUGCGGGUAGUUUGUCCUCCUAAAAGGUUCAACGCGGAGCCUGAAGUCUUUUCCUUCGGGCAGUGGAUUUCAGUCCUUAAGCUCGCUAAGAAAUGGGAUAUGAGUGAGGUUCGGGCUUACGCCAUCUCUGCCAUUAGGAAGCUGCCCGAUAUCGAUCCUGUGGACAAAAUCGUCCUUGCGAGGACGUAUGACAUACCGACUUGGCUUGCACCAUCGUUCAAUGAGAUUCUGCAGCGAUCACAGUCACUCACGGAGAGUGACGUCGAUAAACUGGGUAUCCCGACGAUUGUGCGUUUGAUGGAGCUUCGUGAUCGUGUCCGUCCACAUAUCUAUAGCCCAAAUGGAGCAUGGAUCCUGGGUAGUGCGAGGAUGGAAACUUCGGUUGACUUUACGGCGGUCAUUUGCACCGUAUUUCCUGAAUCUCAAGUAGAGGGUAUGAGUGACCCUAUUGAUGAAGGUAUACGUGACCAUGAUCUGGAUUGCAAUUCCAGAGUAGUAUCAUCACCUACUCCAGUACAAUCCACUAAUGCAACCGGUCCAGUAGCAGCAGGCAGUAAAGCAGGAUCCGCUAGAGCACUGAGUCCAGCAGAACUGCCUACAGUGGAUCCUAUGUCACAGAAUCGAUGUCCUACACCACUUGGUUCCUCCAGUAAAGCAAAACAUCGUCCAGAGCCUGAGUCCACUCUCUCCCAGGAUCCUAGGCCAGCUUCACUAUGGGGUCUACACAAAGCACCAUCAACGCUUGCUCUGUUCUAUGGUGUUGCUACGACUUUAGACUCUUCAUUAGAUGCUUCGAAUCCGAUAUCUAUGACUGCGGGCACCAAUAUAAAAAAUCGGAAGAAAAGUACGAAAUAG
Messenger RNA from Lentinula edodes (shiitake mushroom), 1239 nucleotides. RefSeq lists its product as uncharacterized. The transcript is spliced from 5 exons. Lineage: Eukaryota; Fungi; Basidiomycota; Agaricomycetes; Agaricales; Omphalotaceae. The record is from RefSeq and is a predicted model, not a curated record. Gene Ontology annotation, molecular function: protein binding. Bases 1 to 1239 code for a protein of 412 amino acids.